This is a messenger RNA of Vicia villosa (hairy vetch), 812 nucleotides long. Its product is annotated as ABA-responsive protein ABR17. Gene Ontology annotation, biological process: defense response; abscisic acid-activated signaling pathway. Gene Ontology annotation, molecular function: abscisic acid binding; protein phosphatase inhibitor activity; signaling receptor activity. Lineage: Eukaryota; Viridiplantae; Streptophyta; Magnoliopsida; Fabales; Fabaceae. The coding region runs from base 83 to 556 and encodes 157 amino acids. The transcript is spliced from 2 exons. Gene Ontology annotation, cellular component: cytoplasm; nucleus. The record is from RefSeq and is a predicted model, not a curated record.
AAUCUCAUCACAAACUUAUAAACAUCUUCUAUUCAUAUACAUAUACUUCUCCUCUCUUUUUCUUCUUUCAUACUAAUUUAUCAUGGGUGUCUUUACUUUUGAUGAUGAAUUUGUCUCAACUGUGGCACCAGCUAAACUCUACAAAGCUCUUGCAAAAGAUGCUGACGAAAUCGCCCCAAAGGUGAUCAAGGAAGCACAAGGAGUCGAAAUUAUCGAAGGAAAUGGAGGACCAGGAACCAUCAAGAAGAUAUCCGUUCUUGAAGAUGGAAAAGUCGACUAUGUGCUACACAAACUAGAUGCAGUUGAUGAAGCAAACUUUGGAUACAACUACAGCUUAGUAGGAGGACCAGGGCUACAUGAAAGUUUAGAGAAAGUAACAUUCGAGACAGUUAUUGUGGCUGGUUCUGAUGGUGGAUCCAUCGUUAAGAUAACUGUGAAAUAUCACACCAAAGGUGAUGCAGCUCUAUCUGAUGCAGUUCGUGAUGAAACUAAGACCAAAGGAACUGGACUUAUUAAGGCUAUUGAGGGUUACGUUUUGGCAAAUCCUAAUUAUUGAUUAAUUGUAUAAUCUUCUACUUGGUUUUAGUUUUGAUUGUGUCUUGUUAUAAGAAUAAUGAAUGAUUAAAGUGUUGUGAUAUGGUUGUUUAUUUUACAUGUGUGAGGUUGUGAAAUAGUGUCGGUUUGACUUUGAGUGUGGUUUUGGGAGAGAUUCGUUGGAUGUUUAAAUACGAAAUCUCUAUGGGUUGGUGUUGAGGUUUUGAAAUAUCUGUACUAUUUCUCUGAUAAAUAAUGCAAAAGACAAAUUCCUAGUA